Molecule: messenger RNA, 1139 nt
Organism: Gloeophyllum trabeum ATCC 11539
Lineage: Eukaryota; Fungi; Basidiomycota; Agaricomycetes; Gloeophyllales; Gloeophyllaceae
Exons: 5
Coding region: 51-965 (304 amino acids)
Biological process (GO): protein import into peroxisome matrix, docking
Cellular component (GO): peroxisomal membrane; peroxisomal importomer complex
Molecular function (GO): signaling receptor binding
Source: RefSeq, a predicted model, not a curated record
UUGACUACUACGUCGAUAGUCUAGGCUUUGUAGUCUUUACUACAAGCGCCAUGUCCACCCCAGACAGACAGGAACUUGUCCGCAAUGCAGUGACAUUUCUCUCUGAUCCAAAGACUCAAAGCUCGCCGCUCGCUCAGCGUAUCCAGUUCCUGGAAGCCAAGGGCCUCACAAACGCUGAGAUCGAGGAUGCCAUGAGACGAUCAGUUGCGAAUUCAAGCGCUGCUGGUUCGUAUAUGCAGAGAUAUCAGACGCAGUAUCCUCCCUACGGACCCGCCCCAUAUCCCGCUUACCCUGGCCCCGCGUCUCAGUGGGACUGGCGGGACUACUUCAUCACCGCUGUUGUUUCUGGGACUAUUGCUUACGGCGCGGUCGCCUUGUUCAGAAAAUACGUACUCCCCCAUCUCCGACCCCCAAGUUCUACGGCGUACGAACAAGAUCGGGAAGAACUUCAGGCCGCAUUCGACUCGGCUGAGGCGAUGCUCAAAGAGAUUCAAGCAGAAACCGCCGCUGUCCGGGCAGGCAUGGAGGAGACCAAGGCUGAAGUGACGAAAACUACAGAGAAAGUGAAUUCUGUAAUUCAGGACAUGGAAGAUGCGCAAACUAAGUCGAAAGACGAAAUGAGGGAAAUACGUGAUGAAAUCCAGAAUAUCCGCGAAAUGUUGCCAAAGAUGAUCGACCGCAAUAAGGAGACUCAGCAGCAAUCAUUAGCGGAGCUUCAGCAAGAGCUGAAAUCGCUGAAGGCACUGCUGUUAAGUCGUGGACCUAGCUUCUCAAGCACUCCAGCAUCCCCUUUGCCAUCUCUGGCUGGAAAGCCGACAAUCCCAGCCUGGCAGCUCGCCGGGCCCAGCGCCAGUAGCUCAUCGACGCCUGUGCCUUCUGUUCCCCUCGUCCAUGGCCCGUCUUCAGAGUCUGGGGUCAGUGGGAAAGGCAAGGAGGUUUCAGAACCAAAUGGGAUGCCGUCAUGAUAUGUUUGUGUGCUCUCGUCCGUCUGCCUUGCUUUCUCCUUAAUGAUUCAGCUUUGCAAUAUGCAUGCUGGAUCAUAUCCGCUUCGUCGAUGUUGCUUGUUAGUAUGUAUGUACUAGCGCUGUACGACGAUCUACGAGCGCUCUAUGAUUAUCUUCUUCCACGUGACCCCGCCC